AUGCCAGAAGAAUUUCGUGAUUGUUUUGUGGGUGAAAAAGGUUAUGAUGCCUUAAAAAAACUAAUGAGAAAUGGGAAUGAUUUUUGUACAGAUAUUGCUAAAUGUUUACAAGAACGAAGUGAUGCUGAAACAGCUUAUGCUCGAGCUCUUCGAAAGAAUGGUGAUACAUUACAAAAACUUGCUGGUCGAGCGAAAGGAACACUUUUCACAGCAUUUACAGUGCUUGGUACACUGAUAAGUAAAGAAAGUGAAGCACAUAGUACUAUGGCUAAUAUAUUAUUAACUGACAUUUCUAUACCGAUGAAAAAUCUUGCUGAAACACAAUAUAAAGAGAGAAAAUCGAUUGAAGAAACAUUAAAUGGAAAAUUUAAAGAAUGGAAUAAUGCAAAAGAUAUUGAUAAUAAAUGUCGUUCACGUCACUUUGAAAAAUCUCGAGAAAUUGAAGCAUUACAUCUUAAUAUAAGUUCAUUACCAAAAACAUCGAGAAGAAUGGCCAGAGAUUCAACAAAGGAAAAUAUUAUGUCGACACCAUUGGUCAUGAGCUGUGUUUUACCUGGAGGACGUCAUAUCAGUGCUUCUGAAAAGCUGACUUCAACUCCUGAUUGCAAAUAUCAGGCGAAUAUGGAAAUGACAAUUCAAAAAGCCGAAGAAGAUUUAGGAAAAAUAGAAAAAAAAUAUCAUAAUUCAACAAAAAAUGUAGAAAUAGCAAGACAAUUAUGUGCUGUUGAAAUGUGUCGAGGUUGUAAUCAAAUGCAAAAAAUGGAAUAUGAAAGAAUCAAUGAAAUGGAUAAAUUUAUUCAAACCUAUGUUAAUUCAAUUCGAGGAUUCACUGAUACUAUGAAUCAGGUUUGUUGCGAUUUAAAUUCCAUUCAAGUUUCACCAAAUGAUGAUAUUAUUACUGAAGCUCGAUCAAAUUUACAGACAACUGAAAUAGAAAUAUUACUUUAUGAUAUAUAUGCUGAAUAUGAACAAGCAAUGGGUGAACAACGACGAAUAUUAAGCCUUAUGCGUUGGAUAGACAUGUUAAAAAAAGAUAUUGAAAUACAACGACAAUCGAAUAAUGAAAAUCUAUCUUCUUUACAAUCGGCUCCUCCUCAAAAAUCAGUUGAGGAAGCAUCACCAGACGAUGAUCGAGAUUCGUCAGGUGAUGGAGCUAUGUGUUCUAAACAAUCUCAUUCAAAAACAGUCAGUGCUGCUUCUUAUUGUGAUGGUUCGUUAUCGUCUUCAUCAAACGAUGAUGAUGGUGCAAUGCGUCGAAGAAAAAAUAAAAGACGAGAAAAGAAAAAUACAGAAGGAUUCUCAAGUGAAAUACUUAUUGAUCGAUCGAGUACUCGUCUUUUACAAUGUCUUUAUGAAGCAAGUUUAUUUAAAAUUGAAUGUGUUUACAAUCAUAUAAAACAAUUACCUGAAAAACACUCUGAAUAUGCACAUCGUUUAACUAAAACAUAUAAUGAUAAAGGAGAUCCAACAACACUUAUUCGCAUUCCACUUCAACCAUCAACAGAAACACCUCCAUCAGCUCCAUUAUCAAUAAGACACUUUGCUGAAGCAAUGCCAAUGUUGUCUCAACCAACAAUGCAGUCAUCAAUAAGAGAAUAUUCUACACAAAGACAAGCACCACCAAUUGGUUGGACAGUUAACGAUAAUCAUAUGAGACAGACAGCAUCAGCAAAUAAUAUUGUCCCUCAACGAUAUGUUUUGCAAUCUAGUAAAAUAUCUUAUAAUCAAAUGGCAACAACUCAAGCAGGUUAUCCAGUUCUUAUGACACAAUCAACAGAACCUUAUCGACAAAAACCAGUUAAACAUGUUAGAGUAACACAUCCUUAUAAAGCACGACAAACAGAUGAACUAACUCUUAAAAAAGGAGAUAUUAUUAUGUUAAUUGAACGUCGAGAAGAUGAAUGGUGUAAAGGAAAUUUAGACGGAAGAAUUGGUUUAUUUCCUGGAACAUAUGUAGAAGAUGUGGAAUAA
Messenger RNA from Rotaria sordida, 1971 nucleotides. NCBI's taxonomy places the organism in Eukaryota, Metazoa, Rotifera, Eurotatoria, Philodinida, Philodinidae. The record is from the annotation of a GenBank genome assembly.